Molecule: messenger RNA, 1389 nt
Organism: Micropterus dolomieu (smallmouth bass)
Lineage: Eukaryota; Metazoa; Chordata; Actinopteri; Centrarchiformes; Centrarchidae
Gene: scgn
Product: secretagogin, EF-hand calcium binding protein
Exons: 11
Coding region: 20-838 (272 amino acids)
Biological process (GO): regulation of long-term synaptic potentiation; regulation of presynaptic cytosolic calcium ion concentration
Cellular component (GO): synapse; cytosol; terminal bouton
Molecular function (GO): calcium ion binding
Source: RefSeq, a predicted model, not a curated record
GCUACCUUUCUAAAUUAAAAUGGACAGUGCUUUUGAAAACCUGGAUGCAGCUGGUUUCCUGGAAAUCUGGCAACACUUUGAUGCAGAUGAUAAUGGCUACAUUGAGGACAAAGAGCUUGACGACUUUUUCCGUCACAUGAUGAAGAGACUGGGUCCACAGGAGAAAGUGACUGAAGAGAGAGUCCAGAGACUGAAACAAAGGUUUAUGUCCGCCUAUGAUGUCACUGCUGACGGGAAACUACAGAUUCAGGAGUUGGCCAAUAUGAUUCUCCCUGAGGAUGAGAACUUCCUGUUAAUUUUCCGCAGAGAAGCUCCUCUUGACAACAGUGUUGACUUCAUGAAGAUAUGGAGAAAGUAUGACGUUGACUGCAGCGGCUACAUAUCUGCUCAGGAGCUCAAAGCCUUCCUGAAAGACCUGUUCCAACAGCACCAAAAGGAAGUAUCAUCUGACAAGCUGGAGGAGUACACAGACACAAUGAUGAAAAUCUUUGACCAAAACAAGGACGGCUGUUUGGAUUUGAACGACUUGGCCAGGAUCUUGGCUUUAGAUGAGAAUUUCUUGCUCCAGUUCCAGAUGGAUGCCAGCAGUAAAGAGGAGAGAAAGAGAGACUUUGACAAGAUCUUUGACCAUUAUGAUGUUAGUAAGACAGGAGCACUGGAGGGUCCUGAGGUGGACGGCUUUGUCAAAGACAUGAUGGGGCUGGUCAGGCCCAACAUCACGAGCUCUGAGUUGGACAAGCUGCGAGCCGUACUGCUGCGUCACUGUGACGUCAACAAGGACGGAAAGAUCCAGAGAAAUGAGCUAGCUCUGUGUCUGGGAGUCAAACCUAAAGCUUAGUUUUAUUUAUUAAUUGAGUUUUAUUAUAAUAUUAUAUUAUGAAACACUGAAUCUCUUUAUUGUAUAGUCAAUAAUGGUACUAUAUUGUGUUUUGAUCCAGAUCAUUACUGGGUUAUUUAAGGUUAAUGUUCAUAAAGAGUUAUUUGAUCCUGAUUCUGAUUUAAAAAAAACAAAACACAAUUUGAAACUGUGUGGUGAAAAUCUAAAUUAAAUGACUGAAUUAAAUGACACUGUUUUUUGCGUAUGUUGUACGUCAAAGAGAAAAGAACCAGAUGUGAAUGUUUUCUGGCUAAAAUGUCUGUGCUGUAAGAUUUGUGGUAUAUUAAUGAGUUUGUUAGUUGGUGGACAAUGUUAGCAUAGCUUUGAAAAAAAUGUUUUUCAUUGUCAUAUAAACUUGUCUUCUUUUUAAUUUGGUGCUGGAGUAUGUUGGCCAUUAAUGUCGUUUGGCUCUUUGCAUGUUUCUCUGCCAAAGAAGGCUCAAAUACAGCAUGUUGUUGUAAUUUUAAUAUAAUGCGCAUUUGAGGAAAUAAAACAAUGACGUGUGAAGACCA